AUGGAUGUUUGGCGCUAGAUUGGCAAUCAAAAAGUAUAAGAUGUUGAAACUGUUCUGGAUGCAUUUAAUAGCACAAAUUGUCCAGAUUAGAUAGCCUAUAACAAUUGUUUAGGGUUUAUGAAAUUAUUAAAGUCAUCUGAUCUCCUUGAAUAAAUUAAGAAUCUGUAUAGUGAUCGUUAUUUUUGUCAACAAUUAUCGCAAUCUUAAUUUGAUAACUUUCUUCGAAUAACAAUAAAAUCAGUCCCCUUGUAUUAAGGGAAAGAUGAAGACUUUGUGGAUGGAAUAAACUUACUUCAAGAUUAUUUUUUAAAUUUUAACACCAAUCAAUUUUGCUUUGCCUUGUUAUCGAAUAAGAAACUAUUGGAAAAGCAUCCCAAAAUUAUGUUAACCAUCUUUUCGAAAGCCAUAGUUUAAGAAGAUCAAAUAUUAUUGAAUAAAAUUGUCUAAUUGUUAGGUCAAAAGUAACUAAAAUCCUUCCAUCAUCAAUUCCUAAUUGAUUUAAUUUAAAUUGAUCUUUCUCAAAAGUAAUCAUUCAGAACUUACGCUGAAAAACUAUUUGACUCUUUCAUUGGACACACCAUUUCAGAAUAACAAUUGAAAAUCAGCAAUUUGACAUUUCAAGACAUCAUAUUGGCAUUCAAAAGAUUAAUAAAAUGGGAUUGUCUAAAUUAUAAAUUUAUUGUUGUCAAAUUAGAUCACUAUAUCAUGACUCAAGAGAAGAAUAACGAUGCAAAUAUAUUAAAACUGAUAUUCUACAUUAUGACUUCCCAGUCAUCCCAUCUCUGGAUCAAUUGCUCAUAUCUUACUAAGACUAUAAAACUGCAUUGGAAAACUGCUGACUUUGAGUUCCGCUUUUAUAGAGUUCUCAAACUCCUCAGAAUCAACAAUCAUCGUGAUGUAGAUUCUAGCUAUAGAAUGGGAUUUAAUGGACUAUCUGGACAGAAGGUCGAUUCCUUUAGAUUAGCCUAAGAUCUAGAACAAAACAUUAAAAAGACUAUACAAGAAAGUGAUCAUCAGAUUAUUUACCUCUAAUUUAUUAAGUAAGCAUUUAAGAGAGAACCGUAUUGUUUUAGCUAUUCAUUCAUUUAAUUCCUGCUUUAAUAUCGAUAUGAGGAUAAGCCAGAUUUAUACUAGCCAUUCUGGUCUUUAGUUUCUAAGAUCUACUCCUUUUUCUUUAUUCAAUUAUAUGAGCAGGAUAUAACAAAUGUGUUUGACUUUUAGGGUAUGUUUGUGGAUGAGAAUGGGAAUACUAAGUUGACUACCAAAAUUGGAAUUCAAAAGAAAAAUGCUCGAAAUCUAGUCCCUUAUUUUUAAUAAUUAAUUAUUAAUAGUUAGAAUUUAAUUAUCACCGUUUAUAAAAAAUUCUAUAAAUUAUUUUUAUCAGAAAAACAAAUAUUUAAUUUCUUCACCAAUUUAAUUUACGAACCUUUAUAUUAACAGAUCGAAUUUCAAUUUCCUGAUAAAUCAAAUUUGAAACUAAAUUAGAACACUCAACUCUAUUAUAUGUUCUCUGAUAUUUUGGAUUCCUUCUAGAAUACAAAAAAUGUAUUAUAAGAUUACUUGACUGAAAUCUUCAAACAACUCAGCUAAAACACUAAAGAGAAUACAUUCCGAAUACUCUCCUAUUAUUAAAAGAUACACAAGAAGUAUUAGUAGUCCUCACUCUCUGAAUAUUGUUUGGAUUUAAUCAAUAAAUCUCAUGCCUUUAUGUUAUCUGAGAUUUUUUAAGGGAAAAAUGAAUUGUCCCAACAAAUCAACGUUACUUAAAGUUAAAAUCUUAAGAAUAAUUUACAACAACUAUUGCAACUCUAUCAACCAUUAUCUGAUCUCAGAUGCAAAGAGUUAAAAUAAAUUCAAGAUAUCAUUUUGACUAAUUUCUCAGUCAAUUAUAAUAUUAGUAUCGAUUCUUCAACUUCGAGAAGUUUUUUGCUUUGCUUAUUGAAAGCCAAUAACAAGUUGUCCUAAUAAUAUUAUGAGAAACAAUUGAAUAACCUUCUCCAACAAUUCGACCAUCUUUUUGUGACUAACGGUUAUGCAAAUUAAGAGAAGCUAGAGUAAUAAUGUUAGAAGUUUUCAGAUUUUGAAGAAAAGGAUCAAUACGGUUAAUACUUUUAAUCUAUUGUUGAAUAAAAAUCAAUUGCAGUCGAGUAAUACAUUAGAACCAGUCCUCAACUUAAAUAAUAAUUUUAAGUUUUACUCUAUUUGCAAUUGUUGAAUCUUCUAAUUUCAAAGAUUAAUAGGUACGAUUUUGAAGUUGAGGCAUUGAUUACAAGUUUGAGGAAAUUGCUCACUCAUCCUUAUGUGCCUGAUGAAUUCAUUAUUGAUAUUUGGAAUGAAAUCUAUUUUAUUAUUGAGUAAUUGAAUGAAUAAAGUUCUGAGAAGUGGUUAGAAUUGACUCAAUAGAAAUUGAUGAGUAAUGUGUUGAUUCAUUUGGAUUAAUCAAUCUCGAUCACUACCACACUCAUAUUGGCAGUAAUUGUAAAUCAGAAAUCACUUCAAAAAAAAUAGAUUCGAUUGUAGAAAUUGUUUUUACUUGUAAGCGAAUUGAAAAGCAAUAACCAAAAGAAUUCCUUAUAUCGAAUUAUUUUUAGCAAUUUAGAUAAAUUGGAUUCUAGUCUUUGUUAGAAGAUAUUUUUUGAAAUUAAGGAUCAAUUAAUGAUUCAAAGUGGGACAUAUAAACUAUUGAAGUUGAUAUUGCAAGAACCAGAUAAUAUUGAUCAUUUUAAUCUCAUAAUCAAGGUGUUUUUAGGGUAGGAAGUUCAUCAAAUACAAAUUCCAAUCCUUCAAUUUAUAGCUGAAAAUAUAUUUAAAAUAGGUAUGAGGUAUUAAAUUCUCAUCUAAUUGGGAGCUUGUGGAAGAUCAGUUAAAACCAAAAAGUUUGCUAAACAUUUAAUCAAGUAAUUUUAAUAAGCCGUAAUAUAAUAUUAGGAUCUGAUCUAGUUUAUCAUGAUGAUAAAUUCUGUCGUCUACUUGGCAUCAAUAUCUAUCAAGGAUCUCAAUUACUAAACUACCUAUUGGUUAUUCAGAAAAACACUCAAACAUUUUUUCUAACCUAGAAUCAAAUCCAAUAAUAAGAAAUGCAGUUAAAUAAUAAACUUGAUUUCUUAUUUCAUUGAAUAAAGUGUUUGUUUAACACCUGUCAAAUCUGAAUUUGAAUUCCAAUUAUCUGAAAAAUUAGAAAUCAACCUAAAAAAGUUGCCUGAAUCAAUUCAGUAAUCCAAUAAAUCUAUUAUUGAUUUUACAGACAUGAUGGGAGUAUUGCAACAGUAUUUGAAUGAUGUAAUGUCACUUGGAAAGAAGAAUUUUGAAUUCCUUAAGAAGGAUCAACAACCUCAGGGUAAUUUAGAUAUAUUUGAUGCAGUAUUAUUUUCAAUGAACCGAAAUCAAUCUAAAUAAAUAGUGAAAUCUAAAUAAUAAUAAAUUACUAAUCCAUUUUAGAAUUUUGCAGAUUUUAAGUAAUCAUCCAAAAUGGAGAAAGUGACCAAGGCUCUUGAUGUAGAGAAAGAAAUUAAAUGA
This is a messenger RNA of Paramecium tetraurelia, 3516 nucleotides long. RefSeq lists its product as uncharacterized. The transcript is spliced from 7 exons. NCBI's taxonomy places the organism in Eukaryota, Ciliophora, Oligohymenophorea, Peniculida, Parameciidae. The record is from RefSeq and is a predicted model, not a curated record.